Ylistrum balloti is the source of this 2209-nucleotide messenger RNA. RefSeq names its product lysosomal-associated transmembrane protein 4A-like. NCBI's taxonomy places the organism in Eukaryota, Metazoa, Mollusca, Bivalvia, Pectinida, Pectinidae. Bases 29 to 817 code for a protein of 262 amino acids. Gene Ontology annotation, cellular component: lysosomal membrane. The record is from RefSeq and is a predicted model, not a curated record. The transcript is spliced from 7 exons.
AGAAACGAAACCUACCUGAAAGAAAACAAUGAGAUUGACAUUUGACAACAGGGACAGCAGCUCUUUUCGCUGUUGUCUGUGUUGUCAUGUUCGGACUGGAACUGUCCUUCUUGGUGUCUGGCAUUUGCUAGCAAAUUUGAUGGUGGUCACUUUCCUGGUAUACUCAUCAGUCAACCCAGAUGUCUUGAGGCCUACACUGCAGAAGUGUGACACUGGGAUUCAAAACCAGCAAGAUUAUGAGUUGGUGGCGUUUGACAAUGGCAGUGGCUUCAAAGUGGCUGAGGUAGAUCCUUACAUCAACCGGAUGACCAAGGAGGAUCUAUGUGUGGGAUUUGCCAUUACACUAUGUACACUGACUGUUACUCUCUUCCUGCUGUAUGGUACAAUCAGAAACCGCCCAGGAUACCUCUUGCCAUUUUUCUGUCUGCAAGUGUUUGAUUUCUGCCUGUCCUGUCUCACUGUGGUUGGAUAUUUCUCAUAUGCUCCAAACUUCAAAGUCUGGCUCAAAGAACAGGGAUUGUCAUGUAUGCCUGGUCUGGAAAAUGUAGCCAACAUCCAGGGAGAUUGGUUGAUGUUGCUCUGUCUUCUCUUCCUUGUCCUUUUCCUCUCUCUAAAGGCCUACCUGAUCAGCAUGGUGUGGGCAUGCUAUAAGUAUCUGCAGAUGAGACUGGUACACCGUUCCUCAGUGCGCGAGUACACCAUUGAUCCUGACACUGAGGUAUGCGGAAGCAACAAGAUGCUCCUUCCACCAAAGUAUGAGGAGGCCAUCAAGAUGCCUGUGGAUCAGACCCCUCCUCCUCCUUACUCUUCAACUUAAACCAUCCAAAUCCAGAUUUUGACUUUGGGUGAGGGAAGGAGCUACAUCAUAAAAAUAUGAUCAUUUGGGAUCCUCAAUACCAUGAACCAGCUAUGAAUGAUGUGAAUGGAGAGACAUGAAUUUGAUAUUUAUGACUGUUUGUAGGAAGCAGGAGAAGGAAACUUUUGAAAAAACAGUACUAAAAAAAAUCCAAAGCCACACCACGCUGGUUAUGGUUGCUAUAUUGUAAUAUAGAGACAAAAUUUGAUUAGUUUUUGUUGCAUAUUUCUCUUCAAAUUUUGUGGUCGUUUCACAAUUUAAAUCAUUUUGAUAUAAUUUACUGAUGACCAACUUAAGUUUGAAGUAUUUGAUACCAAUUUCUAAAGAAAUGUUUGACCAAAAAAAUAUUUUGAAAUUGAUUUCUUGGGUUCUUUUAUUUGUCAUCAAAGGAAAAAAUAGCAUUUCUUAUGUCAAAUUUAUACAGAAGUAAUUUUUGUACAGAAUUUUUAACCCAUUUGUAAAUAAUAAAGUAGAUGUGGGUAAUUUUGCUUUCAUUGCUAGUCAUUGUUAAUUUUUUUUCGGCUUGCAGUUCAAAACUGACACAUCAUGUUAUGAUAUUGAAUAGUCCUGUGCAAUUCUUUUCAUUGCAGUUAUUUUAUCUUACAGAAUCAAGAAUUGAUGGUGUUAGGAAGUAAAUUAGAAAUCUAGUACAAAUACUUGUAAUGACCUAGUAAAGUUGAACUGUGCAGAAGGAAGUUUGAUAAAACUAGUGCAGUAUAGCAAGUUGGAAUGUAACAGGGAAAAGAAAUUUGUUAUCAACAAUAAUACUUUUAAUUUAUUUACAGGGACAUUCAGAGCUUGACACACGGGUGAAGGUUAAUUCAUAUUUUUGUUGUGUCAUUAAAUAACACUUUUAUCCAUAAUAUUCUAUACCGGUCAUUUGUAAAUGCUUUCUCUUGUAUUUUGUUUUUUGAAUUCUAUGUGUCAUAAUACUUUGUCAAGAACUCUCGUUUUUGUUAUAGAUGUUGGAAGAAAUAGCAGUACAUUUUUCUCUCGGAAUAUAAUACUUUGUUGUUUGUGUAAUCUACAAAUAAUUUUUUUGACAUUUAAGUAAAUCUAAAAGUCUGCAUUAUUUCUACAUGUCUGUGAAGAAAAAUCUUCUUAAACAUAGUCCUGGUGAAAAAAGAAUUUUAUAUAUAUAUAUAUGACGCAACUAGUUUCUGUAGUCAGAAAGAUUGAUAAUGAAGACUGUGAUAAUAUUGUGUGUAACAUUCAGUAAAUCCGGGGCUAUAGCGGUUAGAAUUCUUCAGAUAUCGAGGUGUUUCUGUUGUACUAUCCCCCCCCCCCCACUUCAUAAAUCAUUAUUUUAUUAUUUGUCUGUGGAAAUAAAAACAAAAAGAUUAGUUCCUGAAA